This is a messenger RNA of Gracilinanus agilis (Agile Gracile Mouse Opossum), 2080 nucleotides long. RefSeq names its product heparan sulfate-glucosamine 3-sulfotransferase 1 (gene HS3ST1). Gene Ontology annotation, molecular function: [heparan sulfate]-glucosamine 3-sulfotransferase activity. The record is from RefSeq and is a predicted model, not a curated record. Lineage: Eukaryota; Metazoa; Chordata; Mammalia; Didelphimorphia; Didelphidae. The transcript has 2 exons. The coding region runs from base 586 to 1566 and encodes 326 amino acids.
CGCACCUGAGCCGGCUCGGCAGCAGCGGGCGCUCGCGCUCCUCUUCCCUCCAGGGCUCUCUCCCUCUUCUUCCUCCUCCUCCUCCAGUCUCCUUCUCCUCCUCCUCCCCGUGGGACCAGGAGCUGCCAGCCUCCCGCACUCGGUCUCCAGCACCGAAACAGGAGCACCCGCUGCCGCUCCGAGCCUAUCUGCCUGCGUCUCUCCACCAGAACUGGCAGAAGCGGUGUACCUGUGGUCUCCCCCUACCUCAGCCCCCGAGCAUCCCCUUCCCUUCCUCCUCGGACACCUUCCACCUUUCUUUGGCCCCAGCAUCUACCGCAGCACCCCCGCCCUCGCAUCCACUAACCCAGCCUUCCAAUCCCGGAGGGUUUCGCGAAGAUCUAGCCUCUGCCUGCCUCCCUUCUUCCGUCCACUUCUCUCUUGAGUUACACCGUGCCCCAUGGCCCUGGCAGAGGGACGUCUGCGGGACGCCGACGGACUGCACAGUGCAAGUCAGUAAUAUCAGUGCUGACCACAUAUAUGUGACGUGAACAAGGAGGAGCUGUGUGAAGGCAUUUCUGGGCAGCGGUUGCUUCAUGACCCCUCAUGCAGUUAAGUGAAGCCAGACCAGUGUCCACCAUGACAGCACUUGUUCUGGGAGCGGUGCUGCUCAUCCUUCAACCGCAGAUAGUGCCUUCUCAUCCUGUCAAUAGCCCGAAAGUGGAAGCCCCUUCAGAAGCCGGGCAGAAAGAGCUCUUCAGGAAAGGAUCUCUCAAGAGCGACUUCCAAGAUAGCCCUCCUCUGAAUGGAUCUAGCCAACGCCUCCCCCAAACCAUCAUCAUCGGCGUGAGGAAAGGGGGGACCCGAGCCCUGCUAGAGAUGCUCAGUCUGCACCCAGGGAUAGCUGCUGCUGAAAGCGAAGUCCAUUACUUUGACUGGGAAGAUCACUAUGGAAACGGUCUUGAAUGGUACCUCAGUCAGAUGCCCUUCUCUUUCCCACAUCAGCUCACUGUGGAAAAAACCCCUGCAUACUUCACAUCAUCCAAAGUGCCUGAGAGAGUUUAUAACAUGAACCAGUCCAUCAGACUGCUCCUUAUCCUGAGAGAUCCCAGUGAGCGGGUUCUGUCGGACUAUACUCAAGUGUUUUAUAACCAUGUGCAAAAACACAAACCCUAUCCAUCCAUUGAAGAGUUUCUCAUCAAAGAUGGUGAGCUCAACGUGGAAUACAAGGCAAUAAACCGGAGCCUUUAUUAUUUUCACAUGCAAAACUGGCUCCGUUAUUUUCCGCUAGAUCACAUUCACAUCGUGGAUGGGGAUCAGCUCAUUAGAGACCCUUUCCCAGAAAUAGAAAAGGUAGAGAGGUUCUUGAAGCUGUCUCCACAAAUCAAUGCUUCAAACUUCUAUUUUAAUAAAACAAAAGGCUUUUACUGCCUAAGGGACAGUGGCAGAGACCGGUGUUUACAUGAGUCAAAAGGAAGAGCACACCCUCAAGUGGAUCCCAAAUUACUUAAUAAACUGCAUGAAUAUUUUCAUGAGCCAAAUAAGAAAUUCUUUGAGCUUGUUGGCAGAACAUUUGACUGGCACUAGACUGGCGAGCCAAGCUCUGAACCUUUCUACUCUAAGUUCUGGUGUAUGUCUAGGAAAGACAAAAAAUAAUAAUAAUAAUAAUAACAAAGGGCAUUGAAGCUAUAAUUUAUUUGUAAAAUCCAUAAAUUACUUAUGUACAGUAUUAGAUUCACAAUUGCCAUAUAUACUAGUUAUAUUUUUCUACUUGUUAAAUCGAAAGCAUUUUGUAUAUUGUUUUUCAUGGUUGUUAACAUGGUGUAUGAUGUCUCUAUAUGAAGGAACUAAAAUAUUUCACUGCAUAAGAUUUGCUAGAGACUGUGUUGUCCUUCUCAGUAUAAAAUCCAUUUGCCCCAAACACCUGAGGCAACCAGCAGUUUGAGACUGCAGCGUCCAGACCCCUUUAUUACUUUCCAAUGAAAAAUUGCUUGUGCAUUAUGUUUUCUCAAUCUGUUUUUUUUUAGUUCUUUUAAUUUUUAAUGCCUCACUGUGGUCAUCAGAUCUCUUUGACUUGCCUCAUAAAAUAAUGUAUCUUGCC